Tachysurus vachellii is the source of this 4444-nucleotide messenger RNA. RefSeq lists its product as uncharacterized. The coding region runs from base 86 to 1228 and encodes 380 amino acids. The record is from RefSeq and is a predicted model, not a curated record. NCBI's taxonomy places the organism in Eukaryota, Metazoa, Chordata, Actinopteri, Siluriformes, Bagridae. The transcript is spliced from 7 exons.
GGCGCUCCACGCGGUUCGUUGUUUACAUGUUGUACAGAGCGGCGUGUUGUGAAAUCGUGUUCAGGGAUUCAGUUUCAUCAAUCACAUGUCUCAGACUCUUACACACUCUAAACACCUGAAACAGCAGGGACACUUUUACCGAUUUUACACCGGUUUAUUCUCGGGUGGAGUAAUUGUGUGUGAGAUCAUGUUUGAGCUCGGGAGUCGACUGGUCCACAUGUACCGCUCCUCAUGGCCUGGACAACCUGACGGCUGUGUAAAGAACGGCGGCCUGUCAGCUUCUCCUGCUGGUACGGAGCUGUCGAAAACUAAAGAGGAGAAGAUUCCUACCUUACAGGAGUUUCUACAACAUGUACAGAGGCUCAGUGGACUGAAGAAAGAGGACCUGUUCUAUAACCUGCGCAUCCCAAAUCAGUUCCAGACAUCACGCCAGGAGAUCAACCUCAUCAUCCUCACAGGUGCCGGUGUGUACUGUAUAGAUGUGAUGCCAUGGAGGGGUGUGGUUUCUGCUCCCGCCUCCAACACAUGGCACAUCCAGGUAAAAGAGGAGGAGCAGAACUUCAGCAACACGUCCAUCCAGCAGAUCCCUGACCCACUGCAGUCCAUCACGAUGAAAGCCAAAGACCUGUGCAGCCACAUGCAACGGCGUGGCGUGAACAUCAAGCCCACGCUAUUUUUACCCAGAAUCCUCUUCCUCUCACCACACUGUCUUCUGGAUGAAGAGUUGAGGAAGAGGAAGGAGCUGGUCUCUUCUGGAGACGUGGAGAUGUUUCUGCGCUCAAUCACAGAGGGUUACGUCGCCUGGAUCGCAGACGCCAUCACACCUUCGUGGAUCUCAGGUCACCUGUCAUUCAGACAGAUGGGAGCAGCGAGAAACAUUUUGGGACAGUUGGGGACGUGGGACGUGGUGCAGCUGAGCAGCGGCACUGAGCUGAAGGGAGAUUUUCAGGGUUGCCAGCACCUCGCGCUCGACAGACAGGAAACAGACAUGCUGGAGUUCAGCAGGGGGUGGAGCUUAAGCACUGAAACACUGUGGGCUCUGCUGGGACACAAACCACAGGUGACGGUGAGGAUGUACAAGCGCGGAGCUCACAGCUGGCUGGGAAAACCUCUGAGCGGGACGACCACCAUCCCGUCCAACACACACAUCGUGUUCCGCAUCAGCGGAGACGACAAAGAUGCCAAGAUCCCAGCUAACAAUAUUCACACCAUCACACUUAGCAUCUAAAGACCUAUUGAGAGAGAAAGGAGAAAGAAAGGGGAGAUCUCCAGAUAAAAAGUUAACAAACUUAACAACUUCACAUGAUUCUAAAUGUACUCUGGACUGUAUUUGAAGUAACACUGCCUUAAGCCUGACUUAACACUGCCUUAAGCCUGACUUAACACUGCCUUAAGCCUGACUUAACACUGCCUUAAGCCUGACUUAACACUGCCUUAAUCAUGAUUUUAAACUGCUUUAACCCUAACUUAACCCUGACUUACCACCUCCUUAAACGUAACUUAGCACCUGAUUAAGUCUGACUUAACACCUCCUUAACCCUGACUUAACACUCCUAUAAUCCUUACUUAACACUGCCUUAACCCUGAACUAACACCUCUUUAAAUCUGACUUAACACCUCCUUAAUCUUGACUCAACCCUUUUAAAACAUAAAUAUAAAAAUUGCCUCCAGACUGAAACCAGAGGUCAGCCAUCUUGUUUAGGUUCAGAAUUCUUCAUCCCAAUGCUUGUUGUUGACACAGUAAACUCCUACAAACAGCCUUCUUUAUAAGAACAGUCUUUGUAUGAAAGUAUUGGCACCCUUGUGAUAUCUUUCUUGUGUCUCUUGCUCAGUAGUUCUCCAUAACAGGACUCAGAUUUUUACCAGGAUCUGAAUGUUUCUGAUGUAACACACUUUAAAGGUGAAAAUUAUCUUAACAUUAUUUCUGUAAUAUAUCAUAUUUCCCUGAGAAGAUGAUGAUGAUGAUGAUGAUGAUGAUGAUGAUGACGGUUCUUCUAAAGAUGGCAUCCUUCUAAAGAACCUUACACUCAUAGGUGCACUUUAAUAUAUUCUGUUUCCUGCAUAAUGUGUACAGUGUGUCUGAAACACGUCUAAAGUCUGAAACACGUCUAAAGUCUGAAACACGUCUAAAGUACGAAACACGUCUAAAGUCUGAAACACGUCUAAAGUCUGAAACACGUCUAAAGUACGAAACACGUCUAAAGUCUGAAACACGUCUAAAGUCUGAAACACAUCUAAAUGUCUCAUUUUUGUCUUUUGGAGGCGGGGUCUGGAGACCUGCUUGUUUAACAGAUACAUGGUUUGUGACGGCUGUAAUUGCUCUCUCAACAAAACAGCGGCUGCUCAUCUUGACACGUUUUUCAACACAGAAUCCAUUUGUGACCUCGGCAUUGUUAAAGCUCUCCAAGAGCAGCGGCUGGAGCACAAGCUACGUAAACUGCGCUAAACUCCACUCGUGACACAACUGCACUCCUUCACCCUGGCACAAUGGGAAUCGCUGACGUUUUAUGGAAAUGGCGAGAGUUUGGCUAAUUAUGGCGGCUCAUUUUCUCUUGUUUUGGAUGACAAGACUAGUGUCAGAAUACGCUUUGAAGCGGCAAAUUAAUUAGCGAUUGUGUCACUGAACUCGUUCAAGGAGCGAGCACUAAUGCUAAUUUGAUGCAGGUGUGGAACCGGGACUGCUUGAUGCUAGUGAACAGUCGUGUUGAUUGUGAUGUUUUCACAAAGUUUUCUUUUAACCCUGACUAGUUUCUCUUUUCUUAUUUUUGUUUCGCAUCAAUGUUCUAACAAUUCCUUCAUUAAUUCCCUGACAUUUUUCCCUUCUUUGUUUCUUCUUAGCAUUAGCUUUUCACACUGUUUAUCAUUCGUGCUAUGUUAUGCUAGUUUUUACCACCAGAUCAAUGGAGAAAGACUUUGAUUGAAGAGUAAUUAGUGUCAGUAUCAAUGGCUAACCGUGCCGCUCUGGUGUGUUAUGCUAGCUUAGCAUGACGUAUUGUUUAUUAUUAGAAUUGUGACUCAUUGACUAGAUUGUGCCCUUCUUUUAGCAUUAUUGCUAACAGCUAGCGCUCUCAUUUUGUGCCACUUAAUCCAUUAUCAUUUCCUGUCAGUGCUAACAGCUAUGUUAUGCUAGCUAGUUUAUUAUUACAAAGAAAUAAUUGGCCUUAUUUGUUGAAUCAUUCACAAGGUUUUUUUACUCAGUGCAUUGUCCUUCUUUCUUACCGCCAGCGCUAACAGCUAACAGUCCCAUUUAGCGUCUCUGGUAUUGGCUUUAAUGGAGUUGUUAUAGAUGUAGUGCGAGUGCCUUAAGCUAACACACAGAUUCGGAUCUUUGUGAAUGGCGGCUCUCGAGUCUCAAACUGCAUUAUGUUGCACUCAAGUUUCACAAAUGGCUGUUUAUGAAUUUCCCCUGGAGGACAUUUUGUGUGCGUGUGAGCUCUGAGGUUUGACACGGAGCGGGCGUGUUAUCGGUGAAAAGCAUCGCAUAGCCAUGAGCUGACGGAAACGUGACGGUUUCUUUAGUGAGGUAUGACUGCGGAUGAGAAGCGCUCAAAAAAGUCAACGUUAUUUUUGCUUUAAUAGGAACGUGAGCUGUGGUGAAAAUGUGCAGAAAGUCUUACAAAAUGUGUUUUAGAUUUCACAACCUCGCCUUGUACACUUUAUAAGAACAUCGUAAGUUUUAGGUAAAGUGAACUCAGGUCCACUUGUAACCUGACAGAACCGAUCCUGAUCUCCCUGGGGCCCUAAGCAAAAUUCUGUUUAGGGGAACUCCUACCUGACCCGUGAGCCAUGUAAACCAUUUGCCACACUUGACACCCCACUGCUCGCACUACAAACCUCCCAACUUUUAAAAAAUUUUUGCUGCUAGUGAAUAUGCAAUAGAAGAUAUCAGAAAUGACGUUUUUACUAGUGUAAAAUGUAAUUCCUGAUAUCAAAAAUAUGGUUACUACUAGAAAUCACACUCUUAAUAUUUACAUUUUAAGUAUUGAAAACUGUAUUCUUGAUAUCAAAAAUCCAUAUCAUGUGAAUGUAUAAAAGCUAAAAUGGCUUGCCGUACCGUAUCGUAGUGAGCGUAUAGGGCCGAUCGGCUCUGGAACCUGGUUUUACUCAUUAACAUAAACAGAUCAUUUAUGGGAUUGUUUUUACAGAAUAUAUUUUAACUACAGUAUGCACAAAAACGAUUCCAUUAUCAGGGAAAGCAAUGGAAAAAUUACCUAGCUUUAAAUGCUAUGAAUUUUUAGAUGUAGCAUUAAAUAAAUGCAGUCUGUGUCCGAUAACUGAGUUUACAAAGUAUUCAAAAAUCAUAUGGUGUGAAUUAUUAACCACUCUACUGUUUAUUCCUGAGGUAAAACUGGGUGGCAUUUUUACUGUGUUUUCUACAGUUUGAUGAUAUUACUGAGGUUUGUGUUUGUUUGUUUGUGUGACUUUUUAAUUAAUUACAAUAAAA